Cheilinus undulatus (humphead wrasse) is the source of this 2626-nucleotide messenger RNA. It is a transcript of the gene rpn2, whose product is annotated as ribophorin II. The record is from RefSeq and is a predicted model, not a curated record. The coding region runs from base 95 to 1990 and encodes 631 amino acids. The transcript is spliced from 17 exons. NCBI's taxonomy places the organism in Eukaryota, Metazoa, Chordata, Actinopteri, Labriformes, Labridae. Gene Ontology annotation, biological process: protein N-linked glycosylation. Gene Ontology annotation, cellular component: oligosaccharyltransferase complex; membrane.
GUACAACCGGAAAUUAUCCUUCAAGUGACAGAUCGCUUUAUGAGACACCGGAAGCAAUCGUCGGUUUUGGUGACGCUGCAUUAGACUGCAAGACAUGGACCGGUCUCGGUUGUUCGGGCUGUUCCUCCUCUGCCUGGCUCUCGCUCGGGCUCAGGCGCUGACACCGGCGCACUAUCUCUCCCUGUCUGAUGUGGCCAGGCUGCAGAACCUCCUCAGCCAACAAUUCACCGACCUGGAAUCCGCAUACUUCUCCGUGGUUGGUCUGACCAAGCUUGGAGCAUCAGUGCUCGAUCCCACGGAAGUAUGUCAGUUCCUGAAAUCUCAACUUGAUCCCACUAGUGUUGACUCCCUCUUCUUUGCUGCUGAGACAAGUCAAGCAGUUUCAGGAUGUGAGAUCCCUGUGUCCAACGAAACCCGUGACAUUCUCCUGGCAGCUGUCAGUGAAGAUUCAACCAUGGCUCAGAUUCAUCGAGCUGUAAGCGCCCUUAGCUCCCUGGGACUCCCUCUGGCUUCUCAGGAAGUUGUAGGUGCCUUGGCAGCUCGCAUCAACAAGGAAGACAAUGUUAUGGCGAUCACUUUAGCUCUGCAAACAGCAGCUCGUCUAUCCCAGCAGGCAGAACUAGGAGGAAUACUGGAGGAAAUUGAGGAUCUGACAGCUCGUUUGGAUGAUCUUGGUGGUAUCUACCUCCAGUUUGAAGAAGGACUUGAGGCAACUGCCAUGUUUGUGACUGCUGCUUAUUCGCUGUCAGACCAUGUAGAUAUGGAGCCCCCAUUGAAGGAGGACCAGGUUAUCCAGCUGGUGAACUCUAUCUUCAGCAAGAAAUCCUGGGACUCUCUGUCUGAGGCGUUCAGUGUAGCAAGUGCUGCAGCCGCUCUCUCCAACAACCGCUUCCAUGUGCCAGUCAUUGUCAGUGCUCAGGGCCCAGCCACAGUGUCUCACAGCCAGCCAACCUUACAGCUCCUUGUUACUGAUGUCAUGUCUCAACCACUGGCCACAGCCAAUGUACUGGUGGAGUCUGCAUAUGCUGUGGCUUCUAAGAGCAUCAUUCUCAGCCAAGCACCAUUCACACUGAAUGAUGGCGUCUUUGAAUUGAAUUUCAUGUCAAACCAGCCAGCUAGUGGAUACUACCAGUUUACUGUUGCAGUGACCGGAGACAGCCGCCUGGUUGCCAAUCAUGUAGAGCUUAAAGUAAAGGUGUCCACUGAGGUGGCAGUCAGUAACAUGGACCUCUCUGUGGUGGAUAAGGAUCAGAGUAUUGGCACAAAGACCACCAGGGUGGACUAUCCUUCCAAAGCUAAGACUUCCUUCACAGCAGACAGCCACGUGAACUUUGCUAUGACCUUCCAGCUGGUUGAUGUCAACACUGGAGUGGAGCUAACUCCUCACCAGACAUUCGUGAGGCUGCACAAUCAAAAAACAGGCCAGGAGGUUGUGUUUGUGGCUGAACCUGACAGCAAAAACCUGUACAAGUUUGAGCUGGACACAGCAGAGCGGAAAUCGGAGUUUGACUCCAUCUCUGGUACCUAUUCCCUUUACCUCAUUGUCGGAGAUGCUACAUUGGAAAAUCCCAUUUUGUGGAAUGUGGCCGAUGUUGUCCUGAAGUUUGUGGAUGAGGAGGCUCCAGCCACCAUUCAGCCCAAGACUCUUUAUGUACCCAAACCAGAGAUCCAGCACUUGUUCAGGGAACCAGAGAAGAAGCCUCCCACAGUGGUCUCUAAUACCUUCACUGCACUCGUCCUGUCACCUUUCCUGUUGCUGCUCAUCCUGUGGUUAAAGCUCGGAGCCAACAUUUCCAACUUCAGCUUCUCCCCCAGCACCAUUCUGUUCCAUGUGGGACACGCAGCCAUGCUGGGUCUGAUGUACGUCUACUGGACCCACCUGAACAUGUUCCAGACCCUGAAGUACCUGGCAAUUAUCGGUGGUGUAACUUUCCUGGCCGGGAACCGCAUGCUGGCACAGAAAGCAGUGAAGAGAACUGAAAAAAAAUAAAGGCAAGAAAAUUAAAGAGGACAGUGAUGGAGCCCAUUCAUUGUUUCAUCGGAGUCAUUCAACAGUGCACCAAACCAGACUUUAAACAUGGCAUGGCCGGUCGAGAAUUCAGUCUACAGUGUAAACAUUCAUUUUGUCAGCGUUGCCAAAUGGAAGGAAUCAAGAUAUCACGGUGUCUCUGAGGAAAAACGCUCACCGACAGAUCCCCCUAAUGAGGACUGUAAAAGCUACUGAUCAUUGCACUUCAUCUUCCUGUGAGAUUUGUGUUCUUAUUGUCCAACAUGCCUGUGUUUUCUAAGUGAGCUGGGAUUUUUAUUUGUGCUUUCUUGGUGGGGUUUUGUUUGAUUUGUGGAUAUAUUUUGUACAUUCCUCUUUGUUUUUACUCUGUGCCCUUUUCACCUCAUAAAAGAAGCUGUUAGUCAACACGUCCCAGCUGAUCAGUAAACCUCUGGCAGUAGCACUGACUUACAUCGUUACUUACCAUGCCAGUGUGUUUGCCUCUAUGGAGAUUUGUACUCACAGGAGUAUUGAAUAUUUGACACAGAGUUGGUUUUCCCUGAAAAAUGGUUAGUAAUGAAAUAUGGGCAAUUUGAAAAGAUUUUUUUGUAAUGAAGAGGAAAUAAAAAAUGAGGUGAA